Messenger RNA from Nelumbo nucifera (sacred lotus), 1675 nucleotides. NCBI's taxonomy places the organism in Eukaryota, Viridiplantae, Streptophyta, Magnoliopsida, Proteales, Nelumbonaceae. The record is from RefSeq and is a predicted model, not a curated record.
UCAUCACUCAUUCCGCAAGGGUUUCCACUACUGCGAUGGAUACAGGUAUGUACGUUUAAACCUCCUUGACAACKGCAGCAUGAUAUUCUUUGGGGUGCAACAUGGCUUCUUGUUCUUCGUACAUGAAUGGUAUUGGUAUAAUUCUGCAAGUUUAGGAUUGCUUGCUCCCCCUUUAUUUAUUAUUACAGAGACCCCUUUGUUACUGCCCACCUCAGUAUUCCAUGGAGGAUCCAAAUAACAGAUUCAGCAGUUGUGUUCGAGAUCAUAUACAGAGCUGCAACAGAAAUGAACCGGGAUACUGGGAAGAUGCUUAUGGGUUUUGGGAGUUGGUGAAUACUGACUGGCCCCAAUCUGACUAUGAAAGGAUUGAACCUUUUACUGAAGAUGAAUGUCGAAAUAGCUGCUUGGAUGAUUGUCAGUGUGCAGUUGCCAUUCUCAGAAACCAAUCCUGCUGGAAGAAGAGGCUGCCACUUUCAAAUGGAAGAAUAAGCAGCACUCUCAACAGCAGAGCUUUUCUCAAAGUAAGAAUAGGCAGUCGUCCUGCAAAGAAAGAUGAGAAAGAAAAGACUGUGAUCAUCAUACUGUCACUGCUUUUAGGUAGCUCUGUGUUUGUUAACUUCCUGUCGAUUGGUGUGCCUAGACUGUUUGUUUUCAUAACUCACCCGAACAAACUGAAAAAGGCGAAAAAGGUUAAAUCAGAAAGAGGGGUUGCAGCAGCAACCCUGUGUUCUUUUACUUACAAAGACCUCGAAAAACCUUCGAGUGAAUUCAAGGAAGAGCUGGGCAGGGGACCCUUUGGAAUUGUCUACAAAGGGGUGCUGCAAUUAGGUGGUAGAAAAUUGGUUGCGAUAAAGAGACUAGACAGAGUGGCUCAAGAGCGCGAGAAAGAGUUCAAAACUGAAUUGGGCAUCAUUGGCCAGACCCACCACAAGAAUCUAGUCCAAUUGCUGGGAUUCUGCGAUGAGGGGCAGCAUCGGCUUCUUGUGCAUGAGUUCAUGAGCAAUGGCACUCUAGCAAGCUUCCUUUUCCAAGCUCCAAAGCCUGUUUGGAACCAAAGAACCCAGAUAGCAUUGGGCAUUGCAAGAGGACUGCUGUACUUGCAUGAAGAGUGCAGCACCCAGAUCAUCCAUUGUGAUGUAAAGCCUCAAAACAUACUUUUGGAUGAUUGUUUUACGGCAAAGAUUUCAGAUUUUGGAUUGGCAAAGCUUGUGACGAGUGAUCAGAGUCGAACCCAAACAGUCAUUAGGGGAACCAAAGGGUAUGUGGCACCAGAAUGGUUCAGGAGCAUGCCAGUCACCUCGAAGGUGGAUGUAUAUAGUUUUGGGAUCUUGUUGCUGGAGAUCAUCUGUUGUAGGAAGAAUGUUCCAGUGGAAAUACAGGGAGACAAUUAUGGGGAGAUUCUAACAGAUUUGGCUUACGAUUGCUAUUGUCAAGGAAGGUUAGAUGAUCUGCUUUAGAACGACAUGGAGGCAAUGAAUGACAUGAGUACACUGGAGAGGUUCCUGAGGGUGGCAAUCUGGUGUAUACAGGAAGAGCCAUCUCAAAGGCCAACAAUGAGGAAGGUCACACGGAUGUUAGAAGGAGUUGUUCAAGUCGCGGUGCCUCCAUGCCCUUAUCUCUUAGGCUCAGUUGUUCAAAGUUAAGGCCGUGCUGUAUUUCUGACUUUCACAGUAAA